Molecule: messenger RNA, 1186 nt
Organism: Cuscuta epithymum
Lineage: Eukaryota; Viridiplantae; Streptophyta; Magnoliopsida; Solanales; Convolvulaceae
Source: the annotation of a GenBank genome assembly
AACAAGAAGGUGAGGGAAUAUACCCUCCUAACUCAAGGGGGUAACAUGACGGUGAAGGAACUUGAGUACAAGUUUCGGGACCUUGCCGACUACAUACCGGAGUACGCUUGUGAUGAGAACCGGAUGGUGAACCACUUUUGGGAUGCCCUAGACUUGGAGAUACGUGAUAGGGCAACACAAUUGCCUAACAUGACCUUCGCCCAAGUGGUAGACCAAGCCUUGAAGGGCGAAAAACAGUGGGAAGAAAGGAAGAAAAGAGACGCCGAGGAGGCGAAGAAAAGAAAAUGGGAGAACCAUGGCCCCCAAGGUUCUAACAAGAAGGGGAACCACGGGGGAGGUAGCUCAUUUAGAACCCCUGCACCACCAUCGAAGGGAAACCAAGGCCCAACCGGGCAAAGCUCGAGGUCACAAAACUCGGGAGUACCAAGGUGCAGCAACUGCAAGAAGCUUCACCAAGGCAAGUGCCGUGAUCCCCCGAGAUGCUAUCAAUGCGGGGAGGUCGGGCACAUGAAGGUGAGUUGCCCACAACUUGGGCGAGCCGUGGGUGCCGGACCAAGCAGUGGAACCAUGGUGAGCAGGAACCGAACGGGAGCACCGAGUGCAAGCAUGGGGCACGGUGGAGCUAGCACAAGCAAUGCACCGUCCGUUAAUCAAGGGAGGACCCAAGCGAGGGUCUAUGCGAUUACGGAGGCCGAUGCACGUGCUAACCCGGACUCCGUUGCGGGUAAAUUCAUGAACAUUUGAUGUUAAUUUCUUGUAAACCUUUUAAAUGUUGAAAUGUAUAAGUUAUAUGGCCAACCCAGCCUGUUUAAAGUUCAAAGGAGUGGACAGAUAUCUGCCUGGGGCGAAAGCCGCCCGGCUUUGACGAACGUCGCCCGACGUUUGUCUAUGGUUUAUUACAUAAAUCCUACGGCGACCAUAAGCCGCCCGAUGUUGACGAAAGCCGCCCGGCUUUCGUAGAGGAUUUUUGUUAAAAUCAUUCGGCGGAGGAAAACCGGCCGAGUUUCGUAAAAACCGGCCGGCUUGUGUUCAGGCAUCUCCGGUGUGAGGCACUGUUAACGAAAACCGGCCGGCAUUCGUAAGAACCGGCCGGCUUUUAGGAAUUAAAAUUGGGAAUUCUUUCGGCGACCGAAAACCGGCCGGCUUUGGCAAAAAACGGCCGGCUUACGUAACCCUUCUUGCCGAG